CCAUGGAAAUAAAGAAGUGUUCUCCUGCCGAGGUAUCCUUCUGGCUGUCCAGUGGUUUUGGGACAGGGGACACAAGGAUAUCACAGUCUUUGUGCCGUCUUGGAGGAAAGAGCAGCCACGACCAGAUGUACUCAUAACAGAUCAGUACAUUCUCCGUGACCUUGAAAAGAAGAAGAUCCUGGUCUUCACUCCCUCCAGGCGGGUGGGAGGCAAGCGGGUCGUCUGCUACGACGACAGGUUCAUUGUGAAGCUGGCCCACGAGUCGGACGGCGUCGUGGUCUCCAACGAUACCUACCGGGACCUGCAGAGCGAGCGCCCCGACUGGAAGAAGUUCAUCGAGGAGCGUCUGCUGAUGUACUCCUUUGUCAAUGACAAGUUUAUGCCUCCAGAUGAUCCCUUAGGACGACAUGGCCCCAGUCUGGAUAACUUUCUCAGAAAGAAACCUGUGGUGCCAGAACACAAGAAACAACAGUGCCCUUAUGGGAAGAAAUGCACUUAUGGAAUUAAGUGUAAAUUCUACCACCCUGAAAGGAUCAAUCAGCCCCAGCGCUCGUUAGCUGAUGAACUCCGAGCCAAUGCAAGGUUGUCUCCUACCAGAAGUACCAGUGCCAAGGAGGAGAAAAAGGGCAAAAGAGGUUCCCAGGCAGAGCUCUUGUGCUCUGUGCCUACAGAGGGUGAUAAAAGCUCUUUGCAGAAGGUCUCUGUGGAGAGGAAAAGCUUGACCCACAAAGCAAAGCCCAGCGACGUUCUGCUUCAGGUCAAAGGCUGCGUGCCAGGCAGUGCCCCUCCCAGCAGCGGGAGCCACAGGUCCUCUGACAGGUACCAGCAGCCUCAAAUGGACUCUCUGUCCUACAUCUCUCAGGAGCACCUUGACUCAGGCAUCGGGUCUCUGGAGAACCAACUGUCUGACAUGUGGCCUUACAGCCCUGCCAGUCACUGCGAGCAUUCCCAUGCCGAUCCGUAUAGCCCCGAGAUACCUCCCUCGGGGCCGCCUCCCUCUUUCUCAGGCUACGGGGUGCCGGUGCCCGCGGGGCAGUACAGCCUGCCCGGCGAGUUCGAGGCCCCCGCGCCGCACUCCCGCGAGUACUGGUCCGAGCCCUUCCCGCUGCAGCCCCCUCGGGCCGUGCAGAGAGCCCCGGGCCCCGCCUACGGGGACUCCUGCCCCUGGGUCCUGCCCGAGCAGUUCGCCGAGGAGCGGGCCAGCGUGCACGUCAAGCUCUGUGGCAUCUUCCACCCCCACCUGGUGGACGCCGUGAUGAGCCGCUUCCCCCGGCUGCUGGCCCCCCAGCGGCCU
Molecule: messenger RNA, 1294 nt
Organism: Merops nubicus (carmine bee-eater)
Lineage: Eukaryota; Metazoa; Chordata; Aves; Coraciiformes; Meropidae
Gene: ZC3H12A
Product: zinc finger CCCH-type containing 12A
Exons: 5
Biological process (GO): 3'-UTR-mediated mRNA destabilization; nuclear-transcribed mRNA catabolic process, RNase MRP-dependent
Cellular component (GO): nucleus; cytoplasmic ribonucleoprotein granule
Molecular function (GO): RNA endonuclease activity; mRNA binding; metal ion binding
Source: RefSeq, a predicted model, not a curated record